AUGAGUGCAUUCCCGUCUUUUGCUGUUCUUGCACCUUCUCCAUCGACAAUUCCGUCGUCGGAAGAAACUGCUCCCAAAGAUUGCGCAGCUCUACAAGCCAUAUUCCCUACUGUUGUUCUGGGCUCAAACUGUUGUACAUAUGCUGGCAUCACUUGUCUUGGUAGUAAAAUCGUUGACCUUGCAAAGUAUUUUGAUGACGUUUAUUCACUCAAAUUAAACUUUAAAUCUGAUUGCCAUCUCAGUGCUUUGAAUACCUUGAACCUCAGCGGUAACAUUCCACCUGCAUUGACAUCUCUUGACGCACUUGAAAGUUUAUAUCUACAUGAAAAUGCCUUUACUGGAGAAAUCCCAUCAUCGUUUGGUAACUUUACUAAAUUACAAAAUCUACACAUUGAAAAUAAUCAACUGAGUGGAACUAUCCCAUCGUCAUUAACUACUCUUCCAACCUUUUCUCACUUUUAUUUUGGUGGUAAUACCAAUCUUACUGGCCAGUUCCCAAGUGGUGGAUUUUCAGGUUUAAUUGAUUGCAAUUCAGCUGGAACUUCAGUUUGUAUUGGUGCUAAUUACGUUGGUCAACAGUGCGGUGUUCCUUUUUGUGUACCUCAAGCAACAGGUGCUACGAACUCAAUGACUGCUUCUCCAGCACCCACAUCUGUUUUGGCAGCAGCAAAUUCAUCGUCUACUUCAGGAUUCAAUAUCACAUACAAGAUUGCAACCGUCGCGGCUGCAAUCGUUGUGAUGGUCACAAUUAUUUUCUUUGUUAUGAGAUACAGAAAGCGUAGAGCUUAUUUGGCUGCACAACCACCCGCUUCAUCAGGCUUGCAAGUAGUAUCUCAUUCAUCUCAACCCAUCAAGAGUAGAGAUUUAGUAUAUUACUCUACUGAUACACCCAAUGCAGGUUCAUCAAGAGUGACUGUGAUUUCAUAA
Molecule: messenger RNA, 927 nt
Organism: Batrachochytrium dendrobatidis JAM81
Lineage: Eukaryota; Fungi; Chytridiomycota; Chytridiomycetes; Rhizophydiales
Exons: 6
Coding region: 1-927 (308 amino acids)
Molecular function (GO): protein binding
Source: RefSeq, a predicted model, not a curated record